This is a messenger RNA of Acanthoscelides obtectus, 547 nucleotides long. NCBI's taxonomy places the organism in Eukaryota, Metazoa, Arthropoda, Insecta, Coleoptera, Chrysomelidae. The record is from the annotation of a GenBank genome assembly.
GAGAUAGUAAGCUGUGUGUAGUACAGGGACAUAUAAAAGAGAUGCUUUGUUACCUCACUCAUCCAGUAUCGUUAAACUUAUUUCUUUACACUAGACACAAAUUUUCAAAAAAAAAACCAUCAAGAUGAAAACGAUAGUCGCACUUGCUGCCCUUGUCGCAGUAGCUUUUGCAGCUCCCCAAAGCCAAGCAGACAAAGAUGCAGUAGUCCUCAAGUAUGACAGUGACAACAUUGGCAUUGAUGGAUACAACUUUGCUUUUGAGACAAGCAACGGAAUCUCGCAGCAAGAACAAGGACAACUGCAGAAUGCUGGAUCAGAGAAUGAGGCUAUCGCAGUCAGGGGAAGCUACACCUUCACAGGACCCGAUGGUGUGACAUACACCGUCACAUACGUUGCUGACGAAAAUGGCUUCCAGCCAGAAGGAGCUCAUCUUCCUAAAGCGAAAUAGACGAAGUUUGGGUUUCCAUUCGUAGGAAAUACCUGUUUGAUGUUGUACAUAUUUUUCCUAUUAAAAUAAAGAAAACUUUGAAAUCUGACUUUUUUUGUU